Messenger RNA from Pipistrellus kuhlii (Kuhl's pipistrelle), 1066 nucleotides. RefSeq names its product protein CD300H-like. The record is from RefSeq and is a predicted model, not a curated record. Gene Ontology annotation, molecular function: transmembrane signaling receptor activity. The transcript is spliced from 4 exons. NCBI's taxonomy places the organism in Eukaryota, Metazoa, Chordata, Mammalia, Chiroptera, Vespertilionidae. The coding region runs from base 399 to 887 and encodes 162 amino acids. Gene Ontology annotation, cellular component: plasma membrane.
ACAAGGAAGUGACAUGGGCAGGGGGUGGGGACACCCAUCGAGGAGGAAAUGACCCAGCGUGGCUCUGCUGUGCGGAGACAUGUGUGGCCGUCACGGGAGCAGCCGUGUGCUCUGAGAAGGGGCAGCCUCCUCACUGAGGCCACGGGCCUGUCCUGUCCUUGGGGUUGAGAGCAGAAGCCCAGGAGCCGAGAGCCGGGUCUGCAGCAGCCUGUGUGGCUCCUGACCCUAAGCUUCCCGCACCCUGACCAUCCAGCAUCGCACUCAAAACUGGGCUGGGCACGGAAGCAGAGGCCCAGAAAAGCGGAAGUGGGCACAGGCCAAUCCCACCCUCAGCCAGGAGGCUUGACUGUGUGCCCACGCAGGGCCUGGCGCUGCUGCAGGCCGGUCCGUGCGGAGGAAUGACCCCGAGGAGGGGGCCCACAUGGCUGCUUCCAGCUCUGUUCCUCCUCCAGGUCCCAGGCUGUUUGUCUCUGAGCGGCCCCAGGCGUGUGAUGGGCACCGUGGGGGGAUCGCUGAGCGUGCAGUGUCGGUACAAGGAGGAGUACAAAGACCGUAACAAAUACUGGUGCAAAGAGCCCUGUUUGCCAUUGCUGAACCGGAAUAUUGUGGAGACCACGGAGUCAGAGAGAGAAGUGAGGCUUGGCCGCGUGUCCAUCAGGGACCAUCCAGCAAACCUCACCUUCACAGUGACCUUGGAGAGCCUCACGGAGGGCGAUGGAGGCACAUACAAAUGUGGGAUCGAGAGACCAUUCGCUUUAGACCUCACCUUCCUGGUUGAGGUGUCUGUGUCCCCAGCCCCCAUCCUGAAGAUCGUCAAAGCACCCUGGGUCCUCCAAGCACCCUGGGCCCUCCCUCCUCCCUGUCAACGACCACCAGGCCCCGUGUGACCAGCCAGGAGACGCCUGAUGCCAGCCAACACCCUAGGUCCCUGCUCAGCAGCACCCACUUCCUGCUCCUGGUCUUCCUGAAGGUGCCCCUGCUCCUGAGCAUGCUCAGUGCUGUCCUGUGGGUGAACAGGCCUCAGCGGAGCUCUGGGGGGAGGCGGAGUCAGCCCUGCUCUGAGCAC